Molecule: messenger RNA, 1542 nt
Organism: Penicillium longicatenatum
Lineage: Eukaryota; Fungi; Ascomycota; Eurotiomycetes; Eurotiales; Aspergillaceae
Exons: 5
Coding region: 1-1542 (513 amino acids)
Biological process (GO): L-phenylalanine catabolic process
Cellular component (GO): cytoplasm
Molecular function (GO): homogentisate 1,2-dioxygenase activity
Source: RefSeq, a predicted model, not a curated record
AUGACUGCUCCGCCAGUCCAGCAAAGAAAGCCGGUCAAAGACCUGCAGAAGGUCUUCCACUACACAGACACUAUGACUCGCAAGCCAACAAGAGACAACGAUCCCUACGAAUACAUGGCCGGAUUUGGUAACCGUCACCAAUCCGAAGUGAUUCCGGGAACUCUACCAGCAGGCCAAAACAACCCUCAGGAAGCUCGGUUUGGGUUAUACACGGAGGGAAUAACCUACUCAGCCUUCGCAGCUCCUCGUCAUGCCAACUUCAGUACUUACAUGUACCGGGUACGGCCAGCUGCAGCUCACAAUGGCUACACGGCCAACAUACCUCACAAAGCCGAUAUCGAGAAUUGUUUUUUGACUCUGAACCCCAAAGUGAAGACAUUGGCAGAACAAGGUGAAUGGGCUCCAUUUCCCCUGCCAAAGGAUGAUGAGAAAAUCGACUUCGUUGACGGAUUACACACGCUGGGUGGAAGUGGAGACCCUAAUUUGCGCGAGGGAAUUGCUCUCUACGUCUUUAUGAUUAACACAGAUAUGGACCACCGCGCAUUUUGCAACACAGACGGCGACUUCCUUAUCGUUGCCCAACUGGGUAAUUUGGAUAUUCAGACCGAACUAGGGAAAUUGUUCUUGCAACCUGGUGAAAUCUGUGUGGUUCCUCGUGGUAUCCGCUUUGCAGUCCGACUAGGACCUGGUCAUGAUUCUGCUCGUGGUUAUAUCACAGAGAUCUGGGGUUCGAGAUGGGAGUUGCCAGACUUGGGGCCACUAGGAGGCCACGGACUGGCUAAUCCGCGUGACUUCUUGCAUCCUGUUGCCUACAUCGAUGAAAACCUUCACGAAAAUUGGUCUAUUGUGAAUAAAGCAAACGGAUUGUACAAUGCCAUUGCACAGGAUCACAGCCCCUUCGAUCUGGUGGCCUGGCAUGGAAAUGUUGUGCCUUAUAAGUACGACUUGACGAAGUUUUCAUCCCAGAAUGCAACAUCCAUCGACCAUACCGAUCCAUCUGUCAACUGCGUUUUAACAGCCGCGUCUCGUGACCCCGUGACCCCCUUGGCGGAUUUCUUGUGGUUUGGUCCCCGCUGGGAUGUCGCAUCCAACACCUUCCGCCUGCCAUACUUCCAUCGUAACUCAGCUACGGAGUUCUUGGCCUCUCUUUAUGGGAACGGGCUUGGUCGCUCGGAUGACUUCCUCCCCGGUGGUGGCAGUGUAGAGAUCAGUCAUACACCCCACGGAAACUUCAACGAGGCGUACGUAUAUGAGAUGAGGAAUCAGGUGAAUGAACCUCGAAAAAUUCUGGAAGAUCAAAUGACUAUCAUGGUGGAAAGCAGCCGUACAUUCUUGUUCACGGAGUAUGCGCGAAGCGGCUGUGGCACCUUCAAAGACCAAGGAACUGACCCGAAGGUGUGGGAUGCAUUGCCAGACAAAUUCUCCUCGUACCCGAAUAUCCAGAAGAUUCUUAAACGGGUCAAAGAAGACAAGGAGGCUCGCAAGCAGCACAUCGAGACAUUCUAUGAUGACAAUCUCCUGGCGGAGGCGGUUGGUCCCUAA